GUGAUGCGUGGUGAGAAAACCUUUUUGCAUGAAAUCAUACACGUUUUAUUCCUAAAAAACACACAAUUGACCACAUGCUGGAGUAUUGCACAGUACUGUAGGAUAAUCACUUGUGCUUGAUUACCAUGUAAUUACCAUAACAUGAACUCACAGGAAACCCUGACAAUGAGAAUGUGAGCUGGUUAGAGUUGCAUGUUUAGGACCAUGAGGAAACUGAGGCUGAGGGAGGGCGUCUCUCCCUGUAGAGGCAGAGCAUGUGUGAAGAGUAGAGGGGAGCGUUGGUUUCUGUCUCUGCGCGCUGAUCCAGCUGAGGCUGCCGCUCAAGUGUUGCAUGCUGAAGAGAGAGAAAGCUGUAGGAUGAAGGCUCGACCUGCGAGAGGACACGAGGGGAAAUGAAGAUGAAGAUAAGAGUGUACCAAGGGGUUAGUGGCAUCAUCAUCGUCACCAUGGUUACCAGCAUUAUGUUGGUGUACAACAGCGGCUCCGGUGACAGAUCAUCUUCGUCAUCCGCAUCAUCAUCAACUUCCCGCCGGUUAGAUGCUGCGAGUUCGGCCACAAAAAAGCCGGAGAGACUGCAGAGACUCACGACAUCUACACUCGAGGGGUACGCGGGUGUCAUGGAUCAUAAGUCUCUGAAGAUGCGUUGCAGUACUUGUGCUCUGGUGACCAGCUCGGGUCAGCUGACUGGGAACAAACGGGGUGAAGAAAUCGAUCGCUCUGAAUGCGUCAUCCGCAUGAACGAUGCUCCAAGCGAAGGCUACCAGCAGGACGUCGGCCAGCGCACCAGCCUGCGUGUCGUAGCACACUCCAGCCUGCAGAGGGUGCUGCGGAGCAGACAGGAGCUGCUCAAUGCCAGCCAAGACGCAGUGUUCAUCUUCUGGGGACCAAGCAGCUGCAUGAGACGGGAUGGAAAAGGUCACGUUUACAACAACCUGAGGCUGAUAAACCAGCGACUGCCCAAACUAAAAAUCUACAUUAUUUCUCGGAGCAAGAUGCUGAAGUUUGAUGAACUAUUUAAAAAGGAAACAGGGAUUGACAGGAAGAUUUCCAACUCCUGGCUGAGCACUGGCUGGUUCACCAUGGCCAUAGCCCUGGAGCUGUGUGACAGGAUCAACGUGUAUGGCAUGGUGCCCCCCGAUUUCUGCAGGUCCUCCUCCCAUCCCUCGGUGCCGUAUCAUUACUACGAGCCCCUGGGGCCCGACGAGUGCUCCAUGUACCUUUCCCACGAGAGUCAGAGAGGAAGCCACCACCGCUUCAUCACGGAGAAGACAGUGUUUGCUAACUGGGCCCGGGCCCUCAACAUCCACUUCUACCAGCCGCACUGGAAGCCCGCAGCCAUCAUCGCCAGCAUGAACAGCUCGUGCGCUCCGGCUCCUGCUGGAUCCUGAUUCUCUCUCCGGAGACGAUCCUAAGAAGUGUGGGAUAUGAGUGUGGACAGUUUCCAGUGUGCAGAACCCCCAGUCUGGUCAAUGCACGUGGCAGCAACAGGACUGAGCGAGCGGCUGCGGCUGUUAGACGGAGGCCUGUACUGUAAGCAGCUUGGCAGAAUGGGAUCAUUGCAUUAGCAGCACAAAGGCUCAACAAUGGUAUAGAAGUGUAACUAUUAUAGGAUGGAUUUCAUGGAGGCCGGCUCAAGUGUGUGUUUUGACUCUGUGUAGAGCUGCCUUAAUAACGCUCGAGCCGUCAGAGAGCGGACACAUGAUGAGACAACACAUUUCAUUUUUUAUUUAAAUGAAUUUAUAUUCUACAGCCACACACAACAAAUUGUGUUUUUUAAAGCUAAUUGUGAUAUUUUUAGAGUCACUACGUUUAAUUUUUAUCGUUUCAUUUAUACGUUUGUACAUUUUCAAAAAGACAAAAUGAAUAGGAAGACAACAGCACAUAUGUAUAUACAUAUAUAUAAUACAUUCUUUUCAUACAUGUCAAAGAUAAAACAAGUCUGUCUAUUGCAGUAAGCCAGUUAUACCGAGGUGUGGGGUAUAAUGUUAUACAUUUAAGGAAUAAAGGAAAUACUAAUAGAAUUAAAAGAAUACAAACCAAUAAAAAGGAGAAGGAGUUGAGUUUUUUGACAUAAGUCCAGGUGUUAGCGGCUCUUAGAGGUUGACAGGUUUUCCACUUUGUCAUUGUCAAUAAAAGAAAACUAGAUCUUG
Messenger RNA from Hippoglossus stenolepis (Pacific halibut), 2150 nucleotides. RefSeq names its product ST6 (alpha-N-acetyl-neuraminyl-2,3-beta-galactosyl-1,3)-N-acetylgalactosaminide alpha-2,6-sialyltransferase 5b (gene st6galnac5b). Lineage: Eukaryota; Metazoa; Chordata; Actinopteri; Pleuronectiformes; Pleuronectidae. The record is from RefSeq and is a predicted model, not a curated record. Gene Ontology annotation, biological process: ganglioside biosynthetic process; oligosaccharide metabolic process. Gene Ontology annotation, molecular function: alpha-N-acetylgalactosaminide alpha-2,6-sialyltransferase activity. The coding region runs from base 393 to 1388 and encodes 331 amino acids. The transcript has 5 exons.